This is a messenger RNA of Pyrus x bretschneideri (Chinese white pear), 664 nucleotides long. Its product is annotated as A-kinase anchor protein 13-like. Lineage: Eukaryota; Viridiplantae; Streptophyta; Magnoliopsida; Rosales; Rosaceae. The record is from RefSeq and is a predicted model, not a curated record. The coding region runs from base 110 to 397 and encodes 95 amino acids. The transcript is spliced from 2 exons.
UCGUACCGCCGUAGAAAGAAAGAAAGAAAGAAAGAAAGAAAGAAAGAAAGAAAGAAAGAAAGAAAGAAAGAAAGAAAGAACACACAGGAAGAAAGAAAUUGCAAAGAAAAUGGCGGAUUCGACAUUUCCAGCAGCUAAUGUGGAUGCAGAAUUGAAUCCAGGAACUAACAAGAACUUUGAGGAAGACAGUGGAUCGUCUCUAGUAACUACCUCCAAGGAAAUCAAGGACAAAUUAGAGGCUGAAGAGAGAAAGCAGCAGAAGGAGAAGGAGAAGGAGAGGGAGAAGGAGAAGAAAGAUGCAGCGCAGACGCUCAAGAAAAGCAUUAUUAUCUCAGCGGUGGUCGUGGCUGUAGUUGGCGCGAUAUUUGCCCUAACCAAGAAAUUGAGAGAGAAGUGAACUUCGACGCCGAACCAAAUAGAAGCAAUAUGGCAAAAUUUUGCAUCCUUCUUCCCUCCAUUUGCUUCUCUUUCUUCUACCGUUGUUAUUUUGAAAUGAACAUGCAUGAUAUCCAUUUGGACACCCUGCGUAUGUACUUUCAGUUAAUUUGACGUAGAUUAAUUUGGUAAUUCUCUGUCAAGUGUCAACUAUAUAUAUACAUUAUGAAAUUGUGUAAGGAAACAUAUGCAAUCUAUUACAAUGUUCCUUUUGUUGUUUUCCCAAGAA